AAAGGAACUUCACUUUGGACCGGAAUUUAGUACCAAUUGUCAAUUAUAUAUAAGCUUGAGUCUCUUGUGAAUCAAAUAUCAUUCAUCGAUUAGUUGUUUUCUGACUUACAUCAUCAACCUCCUUCGAAACUCUAAACAUGUCUAAGAUCACCUUCGUCGUUCUGUUGGCCUUCUUCGGAGCCAUCGCUGCCAUGCCUCAGUACCACGGCCAGCAGCAUCACCACGAGGAGGAACACCAUGGACCAGUGCACUACGAAUUCCACUAUGACAUCCAUGAUGAUCACACCGGAGAUGUUCAUGGACGCAAGGAAGAGCGCAAGGAUCAUCAGACUCAAGGCCAGUACUAUCUGAUCGAUGCCGAUGGUUACAAGCGCACUGUCACCUACCAGGUCGAUGGCAAGAGUGGAUUCGUUGCUCAGGUUCACCGGGAGCCAAUCAAGGGAUACCAGCAGCCUCAGCAGCACCAUCAGAUCCAUAAGGUCGUUGCUGUCCCAGUUCAUCAUCAGCACCACUACUAGGGUUCCAAUUCAUACUUAGUUCAAUUGUAUAAAGCCAAAUAGACACAUUGUUUGUUAAAAUUCAA
Messenger RNA from Uranotaenia lowii, 583 nucleotides. RefSeq names its product pupal cuticle protein Edg-84A-like. NCBI's taxonomy places the organism in Eukaryota, Metazoa, Arthropoda, Insecta, Diptera, Culicidae. The transcript has 2 exons. The coding region runs from base 138 to 518 and encodes 126 amino acids. Gene Ontology annotation, cellular component: extracellular matrix. The record is from RefSeq and is a predicted model, not a curated record.